Molecule: messenger RNA, 644 nt
Organism: Phascolarctos cinereus (koala)
Lineage: Eukaryota; Metazoa; Chordata; Mammalia; Diprotodontia; Phascolarctidae
Product: hemoglobin subunit beta
Biological process (GO): hydrogen peroxide catabolic process; oxygen transport
Cellular component (GO): blood microparticle; haptoglobin-hemoglobin complex; hemoglobin complex
Molecular function (GO): oxygen carrier activity; peroxidase activity; organic acid binding
Source: RefSeq, a predicted model, not a curated record
CAGCUGAGGCAUCACACUGCUUUUGACACAUCUUUGUUUACAAGCAAACUCACAAACCUGUCAAAAUGGUGCAUCUGAGUAGUGACGAGAAGGGCCACAUCACCUCCCUGUGGGGUAAGGUGAAUAUUGAACAGACUGGUGGUGAGGCUCUUGGGAGGCUGCUCAUCGUCUACCCCUGGACCUCCAGGUUUUUUGACCAUUUUGGUGACCUGUCCAACGCCAAGGCUGUCAUGUCAAAUCCUAAGGUCCUUGCCCAUGGUGCUAAGGUGCUGGUUGCCUUUGGUGAUGCCAUCAAUAACCUGGACCACCUGAAGACCACCUUUGCCAAGCUGAGUGAGCUCCACUGUGACAAAUUGCAUGUGGACCCUGAGAACUUCAGGCUCCUGGGAAACAUCAUUGUGAUCUGCCUGGCUGAGCACUUUGGCAAGGAAUUCACCCUUGAGCAUCAGGUUGCCUGGCAGAAACUGGUGGCUGGUGUGGCCAAUGCCUUGGCACACAAGUACCACUAAGCCCCUGCCCAUGUGGGGGCCUCCAGCCAGCUGAGUCCCCUGUGUUCCAUGUAGUCCAUCUUCUGCACAUGGAAUGAAUGGGGCCUGGCCCUGUGAGCAUAGCCCCUGACCAAUAAACUGCAUUCAGUCCAAUGA